UUUUUUCCUUCAGAAUCUAAUCAUUGGAAGAUGACAGAAAAUCUCUAUGAACGACUCAGGAGGACCCAGCGUAAAGGAAAGAGUCGAGAUAAUGAACUCAUGGAUCUACUCAACGAUCUUGUCAAAUAUGUUGAAUGGCAGAGAUAUGUCACCGGUCGUCGAAACCAUAAAUGGGAUGAAAACCUCCAACCAAUGAACCGAGACAGGAAUGGCUACACCGACCAUGAAAUGAUGCAAGACUUCAAGAAACUCCAGUUCGACGAUGACUGCUCUCCCGUGCAGCCCGCCCUGAUCGCCGAAGUGAAGUCGGCUCACGAAGAAUGCCAGAUCCGUCAAUUCGAAGUCGACGAGCUCGAGAUCUAUCUGCAACACAAACUGGGCGAGCUGGAGAAGGCACACGAACUCUUCCGUGUUCGCAUGUGCGAGAUCAAGCGGCUGACGGGCCGCGCUCAUGGGCGAUCGACCGUACGCACACGACCUGUGACCUUCCCCGCACAUGACAGUCCGCAGACGACCGAUAACAAAGAUAGCCCGCCAAGAACAAGUCAUCGAGCUUCCAAUGACUUCAGAAUUAGCUCCUUCGUUUGUGUGGACGAGCAGGAAAACAGAUCAAGGCAAAUGACGGCACCACCUAUUCCAAAAGACAUACUCGAACUUUCACAAGAGAAAUUCGGGAAGGGGCGCCCUUCUCGAUUGAAGAAACGAUGGAACAGUUUCAAGAAAAGCUUCCGACGCAACAACAAUUAAUUUCAAUUACAGUGAUGAAUCUAGCAAUGACUUUUCAUUAGUAGGAAAAUAAUCAAGGUCUUAAAACAGAGAUGUUAAACAUAUCAAUCCACUUCGCACUUCGAUAUUAAGAUAUGAUAUCCUAGACAUGUUAUGUAGUCGAAAUUCUGUUUUUACCAAUGACAGAAACCAUGUAGUAUGCUAAAUCAAUUAUCCACGCUUUAAUCUUCAAAAAAAUGAAAUGUAAAAAUGGCAUGCUCCGU
This is a messenger RNA of Strongylocentrotus purpuratus (purple sea urchin), 989 nucleotides long. RefSeq lists its product as uncharacterized. The transcript is spliced from 2 exons. Lineage: Eukaryota; Metazoa; Echinodermata; Echinoidea; Camarodonta; Strongylocentrotidae. The record is from RefSeq and is a predicted model, not a curated record. The coding region runs from base 31 to 747 and encodes 238 amino acids.